Messenger RNA from Amoebophrya sp. A25, 4017 nucleotides. The record is from the annotation of a GenBank genome assembly. Lineage: Eukaryota; Dinophyceae; Syndiniales; Amoebophryaceae.
AUGCGUACGUUAAAAGAAAGUACAAAGAUGCUUCAAAAGACACAGAGUUGUAGCCGUUGACUCUAGCUGAGUCAAUUUCCGAUCCUUGCGAAUUAACAAGAUUUGUCUACUAGUACAAGGACUUUUCCGAUUCUACAGCUACGACAAGUAUCUAGAAAUUGUAUCUGCAACUUGCAAGCCUCUUCAUACGCUCAUCCUCACUCACAACAACUUCAUCUCUGUAAACAGAAUAAGUUCUUAGUCCACUACGACUUCUCUGCCCUCGACGUGAUGUCUUCUCCCCUCACUGCCUCUUCAGCCGAGGAGGCGGCCAAGGUAUCUGAUUUGCUUACCAGACUAAAGGAAAAAGAGGAGGACGCGCCACAAGAGGCAUGCUUACGAUUUUUGAGAGCACGGAAUGGGAAUGUGGAUAAGGUACUGACUCUGACAAGAAAGUCGUCCUGUAGGAGAAGCAGAUAACAACUACAACUUGGUUUGUCGUUACAGUCAAUGAGUAGGUCGAUGUAGUUCUUUGAGCACGCUACUUAGAUGAAAUGUGGCCUGUCUGUGUUAUUUCGCUCUUCCUAUAGUACACUACGACUUGUUUCCAAAAAAUGUAACCUCGAACAUCAACCUCAGGCUUUCGACCUCCUCCACAAGCAUCUCCUUUGGGUGAAAGAGAUGCGGCCACUGGAAAUCACGCAAAACGAUAUCACUUUAAGGCUUGGGAGUUGACAUCUCUAUGCGCGUCUCUAUGGCUAUCUCAAGUAGGAAAGCCAUAGAAAUGCGAGCUAGAGAUGCCAACUUUCAACCUCUAAUCACUGUUCCCUUGAAUGCUGGCUCCAUGUUGGUCUUGGGCGUAAAUUAAGGCCUACCUUUUUAAUUCAUCUUUAUCUUAUUGAUAUAUGAGGCAUCUUGGACGAGACGUGCUUGCAAGGGGAAAAUCAUGGUCGAGGAUGCAGCUCUAAGAAAGCCACUAGGUCGCAUCAUCAUCUGAAGACACUAGUAGCCGCUUCUUCAUGUACUUGAACCGAUAAACUUUGUUGAGGUGGUAUCUACGAUAUCUAGAGGUGAUAUCGCAGGAAAACUACUAGGUCGUGGGCAGCUGCAACCAUGAUUUUCCCCUUGCAAGCACGUCUCGUCCAAGAUGCCUCUGCUACACCAAGUGUUUAUUUUCUAAGAAAGCCAAUUCGGCAAUGCAGUAAUGUUCGGCAGUUCGAGAGCGUGGAAUCCGCAUCAGUACUCGUUAGAAACGUGCCUGAAGUUCAUUACCUACUACAUGUGCCGAAUGGAGGAGCACGUGUUGAAAAAAACGGGGGCGAGUCAAUUCGUUUUUGUGUUUGAUGUAAGUUACUGGGCUCUGUGGCAUGGGCGAUAUUUGAGCUACUCGACGGGACUGGUAUAAUUAAAUACUGCUGUUGUUGUGGUUUUGGAGGAUUUCAUCUAAGAACUUCGGUGUGGUUGGUUUUAUGAAGUUGGGCUUGGUCUUGAAACAACCUUUUACAACAUAGUUCUGAAGAAGUGUUGUAAUGCUGUACUUUAUGAUCGGCACCUUCCUGCCUUCUAAUCCACUUAUUCACAGUAGAUCUUGCCCUGCUUAUUUCUAUCGUUUUUUCACAACCCCAUGACAGCUGAAAACGUUACAAGACCAUUUCCCAGAACGGCUAAAGCACGCUUUUGUCCUUAACGCGCCCAGUCUGUUUCAGGGCUUCUGGAAGCUGGUCAAGGGUAUGCUGGACAAGAAAACAAGCAACAAACUCUCCUUCAUCAACAUUCCGAAAGGCCACAAAUUCCAAACGAGUGGUACGGGGAGUGGCGGUACAGGUGUGGGGUUUUUAUGGCUAUAUUAGCAACGAACUUACUACCCUUGUUGCAACGAACUUGCUACCCUUGUUGCAAUUUCCCCUUAAUAAUCAAAUGUGGUUUAUAGCACAUUGGAGAUGGAGAUAGUACAUCCAGGCGGGGGGGUAGUACAUGUUGUAGAUGUAGUGAUCUCCUUAGUACAUGUUGUAGAUGUAGUUAUCGGAGUUGGAGUACUUUGAUGAAGCAUAAUAUCUUGUCUUCUCCCCAAGGGGAAGAUCGUAUUUCUUUUCAACACGGCUUCCUUGUUCUAAUCCUCGCAAAUUCGUCCUCUUCCGCCAAAAAACAAUCGCUCUGCUACGAUGCUGGGAAUGUAGGUGCCACAACAAUAGGACGAACUUUGCCAAAAUCAGUAUCAGGAAGCACAACAGAUCCGUCUCCAAGUACGACCUCAUCGUCGAUAAGCUCUGGGGCUCCUUUAUGGCCUGUUGCAUUUAAGUAAGUACUCAAAUUUCAGAAAGACAUUCUUGAUUUUCCGUAGACUUCUGUUUUAUAAAGAAUAAAGUCUAGCUCGCUACUUCGAGCUUACGCUAGUAACGUUGAACUUGCAUAAGGUACUAUAGUUUGUCUUCAUAAUACAGACAAUCUUGAAGAUCUUCUCACAUCUAAGCACCCCUGCUGCCUUCGCGACAGCAAAGGAUGGAUCGAAAUCAACUACAGCAACAGAGGGGGACCGAGUGAGCUAUGUGAAGAGCCUGGGUGAUUUUUUUACCGAUGAUGCAGGCUCCGAGGACUACUGCCGAUUCUUUCGACCAGAUCGUAUAGCUGGUUCUUUUGUGGGUGAUAUGAUUAUGGGAGACAUGAUGAUUUUUUGUUGAACUUGGUUGCAGUUGGAAGUGGAUAUUUUGUACAACUCUAUUCUUGGAACACUGAUCGUCCUGGAUGACAUCAACAAAAUUAUAGUGGUCCAUCUCCAUAACUACAACAUGCAUCAGAUUAUCUUGCAAAGCACAUGAAACCGCAAAGCACUGAUUAAGAGGGACGCCUAACCAACUCUCUGACUCUCAUGCAUCAUCAACUCUGAUUAAGAGGGACGAUCAUGCAUCAUCAACUCUCUGACUCUAAUAACCUGACGACGACCGACGGGGACGCCUCCACCCCAGCUUCUCCACAAUCACCGCCACCCGCUGACACGCUAGGGAUGAAAAAGAAGGUAGAAGUGUUCUUGCGCGAGGUGCCUCUGGAUAUUCUCCCAGACUACUAUGGCGGAACCGUGAAGCCGGAUGAUAUCCCGGUACCAAAUUUACCGGGACAGCCGAAUAUCGCAUGCACAGGGCCAUGGAAGCAUAGGUACUGAGGAGGAUGAGGAUGAGAUAGUUUGAUAAGUUGGCACGGCAGGUGUUAUGGUCAACAUUUAGUCGUGUCCAUCAUUCUCGGCAUCUUGGUCCCCCUUUCCCUUGUAUUCUCGUGAAAUACAAGGUAAAAGGGGUCAAGAUGAGGGGGCCGAGAGGCAAUCUAGCAGCCUCUAAAGGUGGAGCUAAUGUUGAGGGGGGCGGCGAUGAGUGAGUCGUAAAGCCAUCGUUCGUGUGCGACUGACUGGCGAGGAUGAGCAAGUCUCCACUGUGCAAGCACACCUUACCAAACUUGAGAUUCGAGAACAUAGAGAUUUACUGUGUGAUGUGCUGAUCCUCUCAAGAACCAUACAUACUUGAUACUGUUGCAUAAGUACUCACGUGAUUGGGUAAGGGUAUACUAGUCCCGUUUUUUUGAAAUAUAGUCGAAAUUUCAAUCCAUCCUGAUGAAUUUUUUAUACCAUAAAAUGCACAAUUUGAACAAAAUAACUGAGUUGAAAUUUGAACUCGACAGACGAUUAUGAACAGAUGUUGAUACUUUAGAGUGCUUCAUUGCAGUUAUCAUAGCUCACUCUUCAAUGAUUUGAUACAAUCGCUGCAAAGGUGGGCGAUAAAUAUCGCCCCCACUUCAUUCUCUCUAAAUUUCUUAUCCUUAAGCGUCAUCCCAAAUGAGCCAACUGCACCAUUUAUGGAACAAGCGCAACUUGAGCUAUUGAUGUCAAACAGAGCUUUUGCAUGUCACACUCACAACUCUUAUCAAUCUGUAUGGUCGAGCUUCUCAGUCAUCAACCUUGAACCUCAUCAUGGAUUAUGAUGCAUAAGGAAACUGGUUUCUCUCAGCACGUCGAGAAAAAAGUGCUGAAUGAGAUGGACUCUGUUUUCUGCG